AUGAUGCUACAAACAUCAGAGCAAGAGGAGUUUAGCUAUAAAAGAGGAGCUUCGAAUGGACCUGAGCAUUGGGGAGAUAUCAGUAAGGAUUGGGAGACCUGUAAAACUGGGCGCAUGCAGUCACCAGUAGCUGUAGAUGAUAAAAAUAUAAUAGUAGCGCGCCAACCUGAGGAUCUCCAAUGGAGUUAUCGUUCUGAAAAAGCUGUGAUGAUGAAUCAUGGGCAUGCCAUAGUGAUUGAAUGGAAAGAUGAAGCAGGAGCUGUUUGGAUCAACAAGACAGAAUAUCCAUUGAAGCAAGUGCAUUGGCACAUGCCUUCAGAGAACACAAUUAAUGGUCAUCGAUUUGAUUUAGAGGUUCAUAUGCUUCACCAGCGUGCCACUGACCAAAAAAUGGCCAUGAUAAGCAACUUAUAUAAAAUCGGUAAUCCAGAUCCAUUCUUUACCAAGGUUGAGAAAUAUAUUGGUGCCAUAAGCAGAAAAAUGGAUGCCAAAGUGGAGAUAGGAAUUAUAGAUCCUAAGGAGAUAAGUAGAGUGAUUGACAAAUAUUAUAGAUUGAAGGGAUCUAUAACUAUUCCACCAUGCACUGAAGGAGUUACAUGGACUAUCAAUAGAAAUGUCAGAACUAUAUCAGUAGAGCAGCUGAAAUCAUUAAAAGAAGCAGCUGUAGUCGGAUAUGAAAUGAAUGCAAGACCUCUACAACCACUUAAUGGCCGGGAGGUUGACUUGUUCGCAUAA
Messenger RNA from Dendrobium catenatum, 735 nucleotides. RefSeq names its product alpha carbonic anhydrase 7-like. The transcript is spliced from 6 exons. The coding region runs from base 1 to 735 and encodes 244 amino acids. Gene Ontology annotation, molecular function: carbonate dehydratase activity; zinc ion binding. The record is from RefSeq and is a predicted model, not a curated record. NCBI's taxonomy places the organism in Eukaryota, Viridiplantae, Streptophyta, Magnoliopsida, Asparagales, Orchidaceae.